UUUAACCUCUUUUCUUCUCUGAAAAAUUCACCAAUCCACAAAUCAACUCUCUCUCUAACCUAUCAACAAUGGCAACCACCUUCCUCUCCAAUUUCAAAUACUCAGAUAGCUUAACACUUGUUGGAAUUUCAAUAUGCACAGCAAUAAUAUGUGAAGCAAUUUCAUAUCUCUUAAUUUACCGUACAACUUCAUACAAAUCUCUCAAAUCCACAAUCGAUAAAGCUUCAAAAAAACUCGAAACAAUGAAAACAAACGAACCAAUCCCAUCAAUCCAAACAAAGAAAUCAAAAACCAAAAAAAUAGAUCGGGUCGAAACAUCCUUAAAAGAAUCGACCCGAGAUUUAUCGCUAUUUAAAUUCAAAUCAGGGUUUGUUGUUGCGGUUGUGUUGUUUAUGGUAUUCGGGUUUUUAAAUAGUUUAUUUGAAGGGAAAGUUGUUGCUAAAUUACCAUUUAUACCCUUUAAAAUUGUUCAAAAGAUGAGUCAUAGAGGUUUACCUGGUGAUGAUAUGACGGAUUGUUCAAUGGCAUUUUUGUAUUUUUUGUGUUCGAUUAGUAUAAGGACAAAUUUGCAGAAGUUUUUAGGGUUCUCACCGCCACGUGGAUCUGCUGGAGCUGGGUUGUUUCCAAUGCCUGAUUCAAAGACAAAUUAAUAGAUCUGUUUGAAUUUGGUGUUUUUCUUUUUUAUUUUAUAAUUGUUAAGAGACUAAGAGUAAUAAUCUUUUCUAGUUAAAGGUUGAGAGGCAAUCAUAAGCUUAUUUUUCUACUGUUAGAUUUGUAAUUCAUAAUUAGUACUUUGAUUAAUUUGAGUUGUAACUGAAUUCUGUUGAAUUAAUGUUUACUUGAUCUUUUGCUUA
Messenger RNA from Lycium barbarum (goji berry), 854 nucleotides. RefSeq lists its product as uncharacterized. The record is from RefSeq and is a predicted model, not a curated record. The transcript has a single exon. Bases 69 to 650 code for a protein of 193 amino acids. Lineage: Eukaryota; Viridiplantae; Streptophyta; Magnoliopsida; Solanales; Solanaceae. Gene Ontology annotation, molecular function: calcium channel activity. Gene Ontology annotation, cellular component: endoplasmic reticulum membrane; cytoplasm. Gene Ontology annotation, biological process: endoplasmic reticulum calcium ion homeostasis.